This is a messenger RNA of Linum trigynum, 1417 nucleotides long. The record is from the annotation of a GenBank genome assembly. Lineage: Eukaryota; Viridiplantae; Streptophyta; Magnoliopsida; Malpighiales; Linaceae.
AUUUUAUGUUGGGUUGAGUUUUUACUUAAAAAUAUCGCCAACCCGACCCAACCCAAUUAGAAACAAACCGUAGGGUUUAAAUUUUUUUGGGUGGGUUUGAGUUUGAUAUUUCCCAAACCGUAGUGCAUGGGUCGGGUGAUUAAAAUGACUAAACCCGGACCACCCGACCCAUGUACACCCCUACAACUAGGUCAUUACUGGUUCAGACUUCUAGUGCAAAAGCCUUGGGCUAUACCUAGUUUAAACAUUGGGCUUCAUGACAUCAUCUGUGGGCUAUAACCCUUUUAGGAGUUCGCGAUCAAUAAGUAACGGAUUCAGUAGGCCCAAUGUCAUGCAAGAAGUAAACCUGGCCCUAGAUUCCUUAUAUUUAACCGAAGUUCAUCGCCAAAACCCUAGAGGGUCUUCUUCUUUCCAGUCUCCGGCGUUCAGAGCUUGCGCUGUCCGCUGUUUCGGCCCUCUUCUCUGCUCCAGAUCCAUCAAGAUGUACACGUCUAGGCAGAAGAUCCAUAAGGAUAAGGAUGUCGAACCUACCGAGUUUGAGGAGUCUGUUGCACAGGUAUUUUUUGACUUGGAGAAUUCCAGCUCUGAGCUGAAGAGUGAUCUGAAGGAUCUCUACAUCAACUCCGCAGUUCAAUUGGAUGUCUCAAACAACCGCAAGGCAGUGGUUAUCCACGUUCCUUACAGGUUGAGGAAAGGUUACAGAAAGAUUCAUGUCAAGCUUGUUAGGGAGCUUGAGAAGAAGUUCAGUGGGAAGGAUGUGGUUGUCAUUGCUACUCGAAGGAUUGUGAGGCCACCAAAGAAGGGUUCAGCUGCACAGAGGCCACGCAGCAGAACACUGACCUCUGUCCAUGAGGCAAUGCUGGAAGAUGUUGUGGCGCCUGCUGAGAUUGUUGGGAAGAGAACUAGGUAUCGUCUUGAUGGAUCCAAGAUAAUGAAGGUGUUCUUGGACACAAAGGAACAGAUCAACACCGAGUACAAGCUGGAGACCUUUUCUUCCGUUUACAGGAAGCUUACCGGCAAGGAUGUUGUGUUCGAGUUCAGGGCAGCUGAGGCAUAGAGAGAGGGAGGCCUAGCCUUGAGAUGGUGUAGUAAUCCAAUGUUUGCCUUUGCUUAGAAUUUGCAUUUCGAAUUGUUUCAAAGUUUUCAGUUUUGACAUCUGCUAGUUGGAUUGGAAAUCUUACGAAAGUGCAAUACUUCUGGUUCUGCUUCUGUGCCCUUGUUAUCAUCUGUCGAUUUCUGUGUCCUGACAUGAGAAACUCCUUGGUAGAGUGUUUAUCAAGUUUGUCGCGAAGAUUCUAUCAAACCAAUGUAUUAGAUUCGGAUCGGUAUAUAGGCUUUAUCUGAAUUUUGAAGGAGCAAUACCUUAUAGGAGUGAAUAACAUACUCGAUAACACUAGAAUAAAGAGCCAAUGAUCAU